Messenger RNA from Ziziphus jujuba (common jujube), 1676 nucleotides. RefSeq names its product probable protein phosphatase 2C 75. The coding region runs from base 107 to 1390 and encodes 427 amino acids. Gene Ontology annotation, cellular component: cytosol; nucleus. NCBI's taxonomy places the organism in Eukaryota, Viridiplantae, Streptophyta, Magnoliopsida, Rosales, Rhamnaceae. Gene Ontology annotation, molecular function: protein serine/threonine phosphatase activity. The record is from RefSeq and is a predicted model, not a curated record. Gene Ontology annotation, biological process: protein dephosphorylation. The transcript is spliced from 3 exons.
UGUCUUUCUAUCUCUCUCACACACACAACCCCACUUCUAUAACGUAUGUACUCAACCACUCUCUCUCUCUCUCUCUCUCUCUCUCUCUCUCUCUCUCUUGUUGAAAAUGGCUAGACUUGCUGAAUUCUUUCCCACCCCAAUCUCUACGGCUUCUGGUGGCGAUUCUCCCGAGAAAUGCCCAGAACGUCGCCGACGGAGAAUCGAGUUGAGACGGUCCAGGUGUUCCCCAAGGCAGCUCCCUAAGGUGAGUUGUUCUGAAGGGACGCAAAUGUCUGAUUUUGUUUCGAGAGGACAGAAACGUCAUUUCAUGGAGGAUCACGAGGCGAGGACGUCGGCUGCGCUGGAGGUGGCGGCGCCGUCGACGCCGGUAGCGAAGCUUCCGGUUCGGCGAUUGGUUAGAAAUCUGAUGCCCAUUUUCGCAGCCAUUUCGACUGCAGGGAAUAUGGAUGAGCGGUUGUCGGUGAAGGAAGACUUCUGUCGGCCCCAAAUCAUCGGUGGACAGCCUCUUCAUCUAUUUGCUGUCUUUGAUGGUCGUGGGAACCCUCAUGUCUCCAUUCUUUGCAAGGAACUGAUGCACCUCGUGAUAGGUGAGGAGCUGACGCGCUUGAAUCCCACCGGCAACGAAAGCAGCGGCGGCAGCAGCUCGCAAAGCAAAAAGUUGGUGCAGGCUCAGCUUCUGUGGGCCAUGAACAAAAGCUUCCACCGGGUGGAUAUAGUGUCUCAAGGCAUGUGCUUGUGUGGGAAGACUAAAGGGAUCUCUUGUGCUUGCAAUCCCCUCAGGCUGGGCUUCGGCGGCUCUGCCGCCGUGGUAAUCGUAUUGACAGCUGACAGUAUGAUAAUCGCUAACUUCGGAAGAUCACGCGCCGUUCUCUGCCGUGCUGGGAAAGCCAUCUCACUCUCUAAUCGCCCUAAGUCAGGUAGAAAUGAGGAAGUGGAAAGGCUAUUGAAAGAAGAAGAAAAAGGAAGACCUUAUGAAAUUCUGAUGAACAAAUUAAUGAAAACAGUGAAUAGACCAUCGGGACCGGAGAUUCUCAUCGUGGAAAGGGCGGUGGAAGAUGAGUGUUUGAUUCUUGCAAGCAAUGGACUUUGGGAUGUGAUACCCGAAAGCAUAGCUUGUGGAAUAGCGAGUAGGACUCUUGGAGAUGAAAUUGUGGAUGGUGUGGGUGUACAGCAGGUUGAUCUGCCUCCUCCUAAUCGGCCUAAUCAAGACUGCAACAACAAUAAUAAUAUUUCAAGUGUGUUUUCAAGUAUUGACAAUGACACUCAAAGAGACGCAAGAUUUCCAUGUAAGAGUGGACUUGUGGCAACAAUACUGUGCCGUCUGGCUCUAGGGCGUGGAAGAAGUAACAAUAAUGUCAGUGUCAUGGUUGUGGACUUGAAGAGCAACUGAUUUCCAGUCGAUAUAUAUCCACAAGCAAUAAAGCUCUGAGGCUGUCUUCUUCAAUCCGGUAUAUAAUGUACUUUGUAUAUAAUAUAAAUAAAUGUGAAUUAAUGUUCAUCAUGAUGAUUUUAGGACCUGGAAGUUUAGGAUAGUUUUGAGACUAGUAAUAGAAGGAUAGUAAGCUGCAUUAAUUGUCCGAGGUACAAUGCCGCAUUGUUCUGGUAUAUCCAUUGGAUAUGAUCAUGUAUGAAGAUUUUGAUAUCAAUACAUUUGAUAUAUAUGAACAUUCAUGUUA